Numida meleagris (helmeted guineafowl) is the source of this 1483-nucleotide messenger RNA. RefSeq names its product neuronal pentraxin 1 (gene NPTX1). Lineage: Eukaryota; Metazoa; Chordata; Aves; Galliformes; Numididae. The record is from RefSeq and is a predicted model, not a curated record. Gene Ontology annotation, biological process: axonogenesis involved in innervation. The transcript is spliced from 5 exons. The coding region runs from base 1 to 1362 and encodes 453 amino acids. Gene Ontology annotation, cellular component: plasma membrane; neuron projection.
AUGGCCGCGCUGCCCCGCUGCCUCUCCCCGUCCCUUCCCCUGCCCCCGUCCCUGCCCCUGCCCCGAUUCUUGCCCCUGUCCCUGGCGCUGCUCCUGGCGCUGACGGCGCCGCGCGGCCGCGCGCAGAGCUUCGGGCAGACGCGCUUCAUCUGCACCUCGGUGCCGCUGGACGGGGACAUGUGCGCGGCCACAGCGCCGGGCGGAGGCUCGGCCGAGGAGCUGAAGAGCACCGUGCUGCAGCUGCGGGAGACGGUGCUGCAGCAGAAAGAGACCAUCAUGAACCAGAAGGAGACCAUCCGCGAGCUGACGGCCAAGCUGGGCAGGUGCGAGAGCCAGAGCGUGCUGGACGGGCUGCCCGGCGAGCCCAAGGGCGGCGGGGGGGGCAGGAAGCAGGGCGGCUUCUCCAAGAACACCAUGGGCGACCUGUCCCGGGCGCCGGCCGCCGAGACCCUCAGCCAGCUCGGGCAGACGCUGCAGUCCCUGAAAACCCGACUGGAGAACCUGGAGCAGUUCAGCAGGAUGAACUCCACCGGGCAGAGCACCAACCUGAAGGACAUCCUGCAGAACAAGAUCGACGAUCUGGAGAAGGAGGUGCUGUCCCGGGUCAACAGCCUGGAGGAGGGCAAGUACAACCCCAAGAACGAGUCCGAGGAGCGGGGCAAGAUCGAGAGCACCCUCACGUCGCUGCAUCAGCGCAUCAGCGACCUGGAGAAAGGCCAGAAGGACAACCGCCCCCCGGACAGGUUCCAGCUCACCUUCCCGCUGCGCACCAACUACAUGUACGCCAAGGUGAAGAAGAGCCUCCCCGAGAUGUACGCCUUCAGCAUCUGCAUGUGGAUCAAAUCCAGCGCCUCCCCCGGCAUGGGCACCCCCUUCUCCUACGCCGUGCCCGGGCAGGCCAACGAGCUGGUGCUUAUUGAGUGGGGCAACAACCCCAUGGAGAUCCUCAUCAACGACAAGGUGGCCAAGCUGCCCUUCGUCAUCAACGACGGCAAAUGGCACCACAUCUGCGUCACCUGGACCACGCGGGACGGCGUCUGGGAGGCGUACCAGGACGGCACGCAGACGGGCAACGGCGAGAACCUGGCCCCCUACCACCCCAUCAAGCCGCAGGGCGUGCUGGUGCUGGGCCAGGAGCAGGACACGCUGGGCGGAGGCUUCGACGCCACGCAGGCCUUCGUGGGGGAGCUGGCGCAUUUCAACGUGUGGGACCGGCGGCUGUCCCCGGGCGAGGUGUACGCGCUGGCCACCUGCAGCAGCAAGGCGCAGGCGGGCAACGUCAUCGCCUGGGCCGAGGCCAACAUCGACAUCUACGGCGGGGCCACCAAGUGGACUUUCGAGGCCUGCCGCCAGCUCAACUAGGGCCACGGACACGCGAGAGCCGCCUCCUCAUCGGGUUCUUUGAGUCGUUUGGGUUUUUCCUCUGAUUUUAUUUUAUUUUAUUUAUUUAUUUAUUUAUUUAUUUAUUUUUGGUCGGGAUUUC